Molecule: messenger RNA, 975 nt
Organism: Plasmodium berghei ANKA
Lineage: Eukaryota; Apicomplexa; Aconoidasida; Haemosporida; Plasmodiidae
Product: BIR protein
Exons: 3
Coding region: 1-975 (324 amino acids)
Source: RefSeq, a predicted model, not a curated record
AUGAAUGACCAUGUGUGUAGAAGGUUCCUUUUUGUAAGGAACUGGUUUCCCGAUAAAUUAGACAGUGAAGGAAGCUAUCAAUUCAUUAUGGAUGAAAAUAAUUUAAAUGGGUAUUGUACUAGUAAUAGAUGUGAUGGUGAUCUUGAAAAAAUUAAUGCUGGAUGUUUAUUUUUGUUUGAUGCAUUUUUUAAGGAUUCUUCUUCGUUUAAGUAUCAUAAUAACAUCAAUAUUGUUGAUUACAUUAUGAUAUGGUUAAGUUAUAUGUUAAACCUAAAGAAAAAUAAGGAUGGAACCAGCAAUCUACAAUAUUUUAAUAAAACAUAUAUAAAUAGCAAUGAAAAGUAUAAAACUCCUAUAACUGGUGUUGAGGGGUAUACUAGUUACAAGGAUCUUAUAGAUAAAAAGCAUGAUUUGACGAAAGUGGAUAUUAAAGAUAUAUCUAAAUUUUAUGAUGCAUUUAAAUUAUUAUGUGAAAUGUAUACAAAUUUUGAUGAAAACACAUCAUAUUGCACAGGAUGUUCGGAAAAUGCUAAUAAAUUUGUUGCAAAACAUGGCGAGCUUAAGAACGAUUCUAGUAUAACUAGUAAUAGUUCCUAUAAACAACUAUUUUCUACUUUAUCAAAUGAUUAUAAUAAUUUUAAAAAUUAUUGUACUAGUAAAGGUGGUAAUUGUAAGGAUAUUCCAUCCCUUCCAUCGAUAGAAACAACAAAAAUUACUGCAGAUUUGCCUGAACAAACUAAACAAAUUCAACAAACUGUAGAAACUUCUGAACAAACUGCGCAAGGUUCUGCACAUAGUUCUGGACGAUUUUCUGAAGAUCCAUCAUCAAGCUCGCCAAUAGGAAACAAAUUAUUUACCGUUUUAUCGAUAUUUGGUGCAAUAGCAUUUUUUUUAGGAAUUUCUUAUAAGUAUUCGUUAUUUGGAUUUCGGAAACGAGCUCAAAAGCAAUAUUUAAGAGAAAAAAUAAAAAUAUAA